Messenger RNA from Loa loa (African eye worm), 1531 nucleotides. RefSeq lists its product as hypothetical. The record is from RefSeq and is a predicted model, not a curated record. The annotation marks the transcript as partial. Lineage: Eukaryota; Metazoa; Nematoda; Chromadorea; Rhabditida; Onchocercidae. The transcript has 10 exons.
AUGUAUGCUGAAGCAAAUCAGCAAAUUUUUCAGGCAAGUGAAGUAGAUGGUGACGAAGAGGUGAUAACGGCAAGGGAUGAUGAGGAUGGUAAUACUGAUUUCGAACGAGAUUCGAAUGCUACACAGAUGGACAGCAGUGGUAGUGAGUAUGAAUGGCAAUUAAUUUGCGGCGAAUUCGAGAAAAAGCUUGAAGCUGUUCAGAAGGAUACGGCUGUUCAACUCACAGCAUUUGAAGCGAUGCGCCAGACGCUUGCUCAAGCUGAGAAGAAGAUCGAAUCGUUGCAAGUGUUAUUGGCACAGAAAGAGAGAGAAAAUGCAGAUCUGUUGGGGACUAUUGAAAAUCUGCAACUGAAAUCGGUGGAAGAGCUCGAAAAACAGAAAGUGGAAUUAAUGCGUUCUGCAGAUGAGAAUUUAAUGGCAGCGGAACAGAUGUAUUGUGCAAGCCAGGCUAAAGUUUCUCAACUUGAAGCACUGGUUGAGAAGACGUAUAUUGAUAAUACGGGACUUCGUGAACAACUUGACAGAGCUCUUACUGACCUCAACAAUGCGAAAUCUGGACCAAUGGAUCCAAAAGAAUUCUAUCGACAGCUAAAGAAACGACUCAAGAUAAUCACUGAGAAGUUCAGAAUGGAAGCAGUUGACUCAGAUCUCACAUGGAUGGGUGAAGAGAACGUUCGUUAUGCUCUGGAUGGAUUCGAAGCGGCAGCAAAAGCUAUCCUGGCUGACGAUCCUCAUCUUCGCCCUUUGGCUGAACGGCUUAUAGUUUUCCUGGAAGAAAGGAACGUGGAAAUGGAAAUGCAGACGACUCCACCGGAAGACAACGUUACGCAGGAAUAUCCAGGGAAUCUCGACAAAGCUUUAAUGGAUUUCAAGAAUGAAAUGGGUGAGGAAAUGCACUUCGUGUUGAAAAAGUUUCAGGAAAAUCAAUCGAAGGGACUUUAUGAAAUGAUUUUGAAAAUUAUCAAUCAUCUGGACAUUGCUGAACAGAAAGCUGAUAACAACUUAGCGAAGCGUAUGGAUCAUUUGAUGGGAAUGAUUGCUAGCAUUAAUGGCAAGAACUCGGACCUUGAAAAGAUCAAAAAGGAAAUCGAAGAUAUCAAUGUCAAGCUUGAAACGCUUUUCGAAACAUUCGACGAAUUCCGUCAUGACAUCAAAGUGCUGAACGAGGAACACAAAGACGAAUCAGAGAACAUGAAAUCUGAGCAGUUGAAGCUGAAAACAACUUGCGCUUACGUUGAUUAUCUGAGCGGUCAACAUAUGAAACUUGAAAAGCAGAUCAGUGACGUUGAGGCAUUUUGCGACAACCUGAAGCAGGAAUUUUGUAGCACUCCGAUGCGAAAAGGCGCUGCUACACAAACAGUGGUUUCAAUUGCACAUGCGAAAGAUUUUAAAAGCGAUGAAAGCCUAAACGUAACAACUGCAUGUUCGAUCAUGGAAAAAACUGUAAACAUGGUGAAGAAAAAUGGGCAACAUGCUGAGCAUUCUGCUGGACAUGGAACGCAUCUUCAGAUUAAGAAGAAAGGCAAUUGGA